Molecule: messenger RNA, 3384 nt
Organism: Mytilus trossulus (common blue mussel)
Lineage: Eukaryota; Metazoa; Mollusca; Bivalvia; Mytilida; Mytilidae
Product: ankyrin repeat domain-containing protein 50-like
Exons: 2
Coding region: 1-3384 (1127 amino acids)
Biological process (GO): positive regulation of transcription by RNA polymerase II
Cellular component (GO): nucleus
Molecular function (GO): protein binding; transcription cis-regulatory region binding
Source: RefSeq, a predicted model, not a curated record
AUGAAAAAAGAUAUUGAACUUUCUCAGCAGGAUGGCAUACCAAGGAAUGUUAGAGAUGAUCAUGAAGAUGUCAUUCGAGACUGGCAAAAAGAUGAUGAGACAUUUGUAGAAACAAGAGCAUCAGAACAUGUUAUGUCGUGGCUUUCAAAAUGUAAUAUAGCUGUUGUAACAGGGAGUUCAGGGACCGGAAAAUCCUUUCUCAUCCACCAUAUUGCUUUAGAGUUACAUCGUCAGAAGUGUUUUGAUAUAAUACCUUUAUCAUUUGUAACGGCGCCUUCGGAUUUAAUUCAUUAUAAGAGUAAAAUUAGAAAUCAGGUUUUUGUUAUUGAUGAUAUAUGUGGUAAAAGAACAAUUGAUGUACAUUGUGUAAAUAUAUGGAAAGACCUCACUGAAAAGUUAAAAUCUGUCUUCCAAUUAAAUUCUGUCGAAACAGAAGAAACCAUAAGUGCCAAACUUCUAAUUUCCUGUAGGCUUCAAGUGUUUAAUGACUCACAGUUCAAAUGCUUAAAACUUUUUACAGAAAAUGCUUUUGGUCUUCAAACUGAACCGCUUUGUCUUCUUCCAGACGAAAGAUUAUUAGUGAUCAAGAAAUAUUUAACAAGCGAAAAAAUUAAUCAUGUAAUAGAUCAUUUAUGUGAUUUUGACUUCUUCCCACUACUCUGCAAAAUGUCCAAAAACCUGUCGUUUGAAAAACUAAAACUGCUCUUCACAUCACCGAUUGAAACAAUAGAAGAAGACAUUGAAUAUAUGAUAGAAUCGGAUAAAAACUAUCAAUUAUGUGCCUUAAUUUUAUGUAUUUUGUUUGAAGAAGGAUUUAAAGAGGAAUGGAGUAAAUGUAGAUCGAAAACGGUACCAAUAAUAUUAAGAAAAAAACUGACUGAAAUAACUUUUCAUUGUAACAUUGAUUUAGGUCGAGAUUGUGCAAGACGAUCUUUAGAAAAUGCAUUUUCGGCAUUAUUGGGAACGUUUCUGAAGAAAAUUGGAACAAACUAUAGCAUUAUUCAUGACAAAAUAUACGAUAUUGUAUCAGUUGUAUGCGGACAUGCAUAUGAGGAAUGUUUUAUUAGAUAUGCUAACGGAAGAUUUAUUGGUGAUAGAUAUCUAUUCAAAUCGAUUGAAUCAAAUCCCACCGAUGACGUUAUUGUGCUUUCGGAAGAAAUGGAAGAAGAGUAUCUUAAAAGACUGGUAGACGAUUUGAAACAACAGGAUAUCUACAGCACCCUACAUAAUAAACUGUUAGUUCACGAACCGUUUCGAGAAAAACUUCUAAGAUUCCUUAACAACAAUGUCGACGAUUUAAAAGAUGUUUUCAAGCAAAUUGAUAACAAUGGAUUAAAAUUGGUGCCAGGAGAGGUUCAUUUUUGGGAUGAAUCAGAUAUUGACGAUUCGAGUGGUGAAUAUAGAGUUGAAGACAUCACGUUCCCGUUGAUAGAAGCAGCUACCGAGGGGUACCUUGAUAUUGUUGAAUUCCUAAUAAAAAUGAAAUGCAAUGUCAAUCAUUUAGACAGCUUUGGUAGAUCAGCCUUAUAUAGAGCUUGUGAAGGCGGAUUCCACGAUGUUGUAGAAAUUUUAUUAAUUCAUGGCGCUGACCCUUCUUUGUGUCAUGAAGACGAAUCAUCGCCAUUACAUAUGGCAUGUAGAGCAGGAAAAACUAGUAUUGUGCAAUUGCUUCUUGCUAAUAAUGUUGAUGUCUGUGAACUUGACCAAGACAAUAUAUCACCGUUACGCAUAUCAUGUGAGCAAGGGAACAUAGAUAUAGUGAGACUACUACUCCAGAAUGAAGCUAACGUUAAUAUGUACGAUAUUUGGAUGAAUCAUUGUCCUCUCCAGAUGGCAUGUGACGCUGGCCAUUUAAAUGUAGUGAAACUAUUGCUUGAAAACGAUGCAGAUGUAAACAGCGUGUCUGUAUUUAAUGACACUCCUUUGAGUCUGGCAUGCGAGGGAAGUUUUGCUGAUAUAGUUAGAGUGUUACUGGAAAACAAAGCUGAGAUUUUUGAAACAAUACCCAGCAAAUCUCCUCUGUUUAUAGCUUGUCAAAAUGAAAAUAUUGGAAUUGUGAAAAUGUUACUGGACAGCAAUAACGAUGUUUAUCCAGGUAUAUAUGAAUGGGAUGGAAGACCACAUUUACCCUUGAUUGCUGCUUGCGCAAGUAACCAAGUUGAUAUUAUGCAGUUACUACUACAAGGAUGUAGCGACGAAAUUUGUUGUUUUGACAGAUGCUUUUCUAUGUAUAAGGCUUCGUUUCAUGGUUGCACAGAUAUUGUGAAAGAAUUCAUGAAAAACACAGAUUUCCUUUUAGUUGAAGAAGCUGAUAGUGUGAUGAAUAACUCUAUGUAUCUAGCAUGUGCAGGAGGAAAAAUCGAGACAGUUAAAUAUUUCCUAUCUGAAGGUAUCAAUAUAUGUCAAUACUCCGAAACUGGCCGAUCAUUGCUUCAUGCAACUUGUGAGCCUUCCUCUGAAAAUGAAGGUCACAAAUCUGUUAUCAGCCUGUUGAUUCAAAAUAAGUUAGACAUCUCCAAACCUGACAAUGAUGGAUUAUCACCUUUACAUUUAGCCUGUCGAAAUUGUUUACUUUCUGUUUGUGAGUUUCUUAUAAGUAACAAUGCGAAUGUUAAUAUGCAAGACUAUCAAAGCAAGUCACCUUUACAUUUCGCCUGUCAAAGUGGUUCGUUUUCUUUAUGUGAAUUUCUUAUAAGUUUCAAAGCAAAUGUAAACAUGCAAGACUAUCAAAACAAAUCACCUUUACAUUUCGCCUGCGAUAGGAUUGAACCAAAUAUCGACAUCAUUGAAGUAUUGCUAAAAAAUAAAGCAAGCUUUGAAUUGUGUGAUAUCGCCGGUAAAACCCCCCUUCAUGUAAUUUGCGAGAGAUUCCAAAACUCGAUGUACUUUCGACAAGAUACUAAACGUUUUAAUAUGUUUCUCCUUGAAAUAUCUUCGAAUUGCAAGUCGAUAGUCAAAUCACUUGUUGGUUAUGGUGCAGAUGUGAAUGCACGUGACAAUGAAGAAGAAACGCCUUUACACAAGGCAUGUCGGUAUGGAGAUUAUGAACUGGUAAAAACAAUACUUUCAUCGAAUAAAUCAGACCUCAAUCUACGCAAUAAAAGAGGUGAGACACCAUUGUAUUUAGCGUGCAAAUUUCGCCACGAGCAAGUAACUAAGAUAUUAGUAGACGGACAGGCAGAUAGUACUAUAGAAGAUAAAGAUGGAAAAUCUCCUCUUGAUGUAUCUUUAGUAAAUUUGAAAUCAUUUGAAGAAGAACGCAACUUUUAUAAGAUUGUUUUAAUGGAUGAGGUUGAUGAUGAGAACUAUCUGCAUAUCUAUACUGUCUUAAAGCAUAUUGUUUCUCUUUUGACUGAAUACAAUGCACACAUAUCGAAGUCAUGA